This is a messenger RNA of Chrysochloris asiatica (Cape golden mole), 2194 nucleotides long. RefSeq names its product F-box and leucine-rich repeat protein 5 (gene FBXL5). Gene Ontology annotation, biological process: intracellular iron ion homeostasis; SCF-dependent proteasomal ubiquitin-dependent protein catabolic process. Gene Ontology annotation, cellular component: SCF ubiquitin ligase complex. Gene Ontology annotation, molecular function: protein binding. The coding region runs from base 119 to 2194 and encodes 691 amino acids. The transcript is spliced from 11 exons. NCBI's taxonomy places the organism in Eukaryota, Metazoa, Chordata, Mammalia, Afrosoricida, Chrysochloridae. The record is from RefSeq and is a predicted model, not a curated record.
GCGCGCGUCGACGGGGCGGGCGCAUGCGCAGGGGGGCGCGCCGCAUCUGCCCCGCGGCGAGGGUGUCUAUGGAGAGGCGGAGGCCGCGGCUGCCGAGGCGGAGGCUGAGGUCGCGGCGAUGGCGCCCUUCCCCGAAGAAGUGGACGUCUUCACCGCCCCACACUGGCGGAUGAAGCAGCUGGUGGGGCUCUACUGCGACAAGCUUUCUAAAACCAACUUUUCCAACAACAACGAUUUCCGCGCUCUGCUCCAGUCUCUGUAUGCUACUUUCAAGGAGUUCAAAAUGCACGAGCAGAUUGAAAAUGAGUACAUUAUUGGUUUGCUCCAGCAACGCAGCCAGACCAUUUAUAAUGUGCAUUCUGACAACAAACUCUCGGAGAUGCUGUGCCUCUUUGAAAAAGGACUGAAGAAUGUUAAGAACGAAUAUGAGCAGUUAAAUUACGCAAAACAGCUGAAAGAGAGAUUGGAGGCCUUUACAAGUGAUUUUCUUCCUCAUAUGAAGGAGGAAGAGGAGGUUUUCCAGCCCAUGUUAAUGGAAUACUUUACUUACGAGGAGCUCAAGGAUAUCAAAAAGAAAGUGAUAGCUCAGCACUGCUCUCACAAGGACACAGCUGAGCUCCUCCGAGGCCUUAGUCUCUGGAAUCAAGCUGAAGAACGACAGAAGUUUUUUAAAUAUUCUGUGGAUGAGAAGUCAGAUAAAGAAGCGGAAGUUUCCGAACCCUCCACGAGCAUAAGCCACCUUCCUCCAGAAGUGAUGCUGUCUAUCUUCAGUUACCUCAACCCUCAGGAAUUGUGUCGCUGCAGCCAAGUAAGCUCCAAGUGGGCUCAGCUGGCAAAAACGGGAUCGCUGUGGAAACAUCUUUACCCCGUUCACUGGGCCAGAGGUGACUGGUACAGUGGUCCUGCAGGUGAAGUGGACACCGAACCCGACGAGGAGUGGGUGAAGCACAGAAAGGAUGAAAGCCGUGCUUUUCAGGAGUGGGAUGAAGAUGCCGACAUCGAUGAGUCAGAGGAGUGUGCUGAGGAAUCGAUUGCUAUCAGCAUUGCACAGAUGGAAAAACGUUUACUCCACGGCUUAAUUCAUAAUGUUCUACCAUAUGUUGGCCCUUCUGUAAAAACCUUAGUAUUAGCAUACAGCUCCGCAGUGUCCAGCAAAAUGGUCAGGCGGAUUUUAGAGCUUUGUCCUCACCUGGAGCAUCUGGACCUCACCCAGACUGACAUCUCAGACUCUGCAUUUGACAGUUGGUGUUGGCUGGGUUGCUGCCAGAGUCUUCGGCAUCUUGAUCUGUCUGGAUGUGAGAAAAUCACCGAUGUGGCUCUAGAGAAGAUCUCCAGAGCUCUGGGGAUCCUGACAUCACAUCAGAGUGGCCUUUUGACAACGUCUAAAAGCAAAAUGACUUCGACUUCGUGGAAGAAUAAAGACAUUACCGUGCAGUCCACCAAGCCGUAUGCGUGUUUGCACGAGUUAGCGAAUAAAGGCGAAGAAGAAGCAAUUGAUAAUGAGCACCCCUGGACUAAGUCGGUUUCUCCUGAAACUUUCCGUUCUCCAUACGUGUGGAUGCUAGACGCCGAAGAUUUGGCCGACAUUGAAGAUGCUGUGGAGUGGAGACACAGAAACGUUGAAAGUCUUUGUGUUGUGGAAACAGCCUCCGGCUUCAGCUGUCCCACUGCUGGGUGUUACGGUGAGGACAUGGUUGGACUAAGGACGAGUGGAUGCUGGCAGCAGCACUGUGCUUCUCCCGCCUUUUCCUACUGUGGCCAUUCCUUCUGUUGCACAGGAGCAGCCCUGAGAACUCUGUCCACACUCCCAGAGUCCUCUGCGCUAUGCAGAAAGGCAUCAAGGACUAGAUGGCCAGUGGGGCAAGACUUCAUUUUCUCUGGGAGUGAGAAAUCCGAGCAAGAGACUGGCCGCGUACUUCUGUUUCUCAGUCUGUCUGGAUGUUAUCAGAUAACAGACCAUGGUCUCAGGGUUUUGGCUCUGGGAGGGGGACUGCCUUACUUGGAGCACCUGAACCUCUCUGGGUGUCUGACGGUGACAGGCGCGGGCCUGCAGGACCUGGUCUCCGUGUGCCCUUCUCUGAACGAUGAAUACUUCUACUACUGCGACAACAUUAACGGUCCUCAUGCUGCUACUGCCAGUGGAUGCCAGAAUUUGCAGUGCGGUUUUCGAGCCUGCUGCCGCUCUGGCGAGUGA